Messenger RNA from Pieris napi, 1396 nucleotides. Its product is annotated as solute carrier family 35 member F1-like. Bases 586 to 1302 code for a protein of 238 amino acids. Gene Ontology annotation, molecular function: transmembrane transporter activity. The record is from RefSeq and is a predicted model, not a curated record. The transcript is spliced from 6 exons. Lineage: Eukaryota; Metazoa; Arthropoda; Insecta; Lepidoptera; Pieridae. Gene Ontology annotation, cellular component: membrane. Gene Ontology annotation, biological process: transmembrane transport.
AAAUAACUUACGAUUUACCAACCCUUACAAUUUUGGUGUUUGUUUAUAUAAAUAUGGAUAGUUAUUUUAUUUUUCCAAUUUUGAUUAAUAUUCAAAACAGUUUUAACACGAAAUAUUAAAAAGAGAAAAGGGAUUGCCAUGGAGAAUUUAAGUUUCAGUGAGAAAGUGGAAGCGUACUUUUCGGAGUUAGGGCGAUGGAAAGUAUGGCGUAGUAUAGCACUUGGUCAAGUGCUGUCCCUACUCUUGAGUGGAAAAUGUAUUUUAACAACUCUUCUUCAGAGUGCUACCUGGCAGUUUCCAACUACAGCUCAGCUGGUUAUCCCAUAUUUAGCGCUUUUCAUUUUAUUUACCCCAACCUUGAUCUGUAAUGGUGUUAAUAAGUUAUCAAAAAAAUGGUGGAUAGUUAUACUGGCCUGUAUCCUUGAUGUGGAGGCUAGCUGGCUUUUGAUUCUAUCACAAAGAUUUACAUCUGUCUUGAGCUGACAGUUGCUAGCAUGUAGUGGUGUUGGCGCUGCAUUGGUUGGUGGAGCCUGGCGAGGACAAAGGCUUGGUGUUGUGCACGUAGCAGGUGCAACCUUAGGACUGAUGGCCGUUGUAUGUGUUGUAUGGGCUGAUGUAGAAGGUGCUCCUACUGAUGGUAAAAAUCAGUUAGUAGGAGAUAUGCUUUGCCUGGGAGGAUCAUUACUGUAUGCAUUGAUGACAGUUUUGCAAGAAAUUAUGCUCCAAACCCAAUCAUGCUCAGAAUAUUUGGCCAUUCUUGGUCUAAUUGGGGGCACACAUUCAUGCCUACAGACAUUCUUUCUAGAUUUUAAUGAAUUGGUAACAUUCUAUUGGUAUGAAGUGGGUACAAUAUUUCAACUGGGAAGCUACUGUUGCGUUCAGACUGUCUUUCAAAUACUACAAAGUUUUAUGUUGAGAGAUGCAGGUGCCAUUAUGCUGCACUUAUCAUUUUUAUCGUCUGAUUAUUUUACACUGAUUGCAGGAAUGUUCAUAUUUCAAUUUAAGUUCCACUCAUUAUAUUUCCUAUCAUACCUAUUGGCUAUGCUGGGAGUAUUCCUCUUCAGCUCCCGCACGACGCGUCCUCCGCCGCCUCCUGCUCUCUUACCGCAACUAGUCAACGAUUCUGUUCAGUCGCAGGAUAAUGUAUCCAUGGAGUAUACUGUACCAACGCUUGAUUGUAUUCCACUUUCUGAAGGACUCGAACCCCCUAUGAGCCGAGACACAACAUUCACUUCCUUCCUUGGGGGCAAUCAGAGCAGUAUGCCAAAUGGCACAUUUAGCUUAUCACAAAAUAAGGAUUAGUUUGCCUAAAUAUUCUAUAUUAUAUAUUUAAAUAUUUUUUUAGCCAAUUUGAAGCCUCUUAGAUAAUCUUGCUAUUUAUGUUAGCAAUAUAUUU